Molecule: messenger RNA, 1244 nt
Organism: Passer domesticus (house sparrow)
Lineage: Eukaryota; Metazoa; Chordata; Aves; Passeriformes; Passeridae
Product: zinc finger protein 541-like
Exons: 6
Coding region: 19-1026 (335 amino acids)
Biological process (GO): regulation of transcription by RNA polymerase II; negative regulation of DNA-templated transcription
Cellular component (GO): histone deacetylase complex; transcription regulator complex
Molecular function (GO): transcription corepressor activity
Source: RefSeq, a predicted model, not a curated record
UAUCCCUGUUUCUGUCCCAUGGUUCCCCUGGGGUUCUGCAUGGAAUGUUGGGCUGUGCCCAUAGCAACUGCCCUUGUCUGCUGCUCCUGCGGCCGUUGGUGGAACACUGGUGGAGCAGCACUGGAGCAGCAGCUGCAGCAUCUGCUCCUGGCUGUCCCUCAGCAGCCACCUUCUGCACUCAGCGCCAUAGCUGGCCUCUGCAGCGACAUCCUCAUCUCCUCGUCUGCCGCCAGGCAUCCCCACAGCACUUUGGCACUGUGCAAGGUGGAAAGGAGAGGCACAAUGAAAAGGAAAGUGAGAGCCCACACUGAGCCACACAUCAAUGUUGGCAGUGACUUUCAGGCCGAGCUCCCCGAGCUGCAGACCGGGCCGCCAAGUGAGGCUGAAGAGCCUGCAACCCUGGUCUGGAAGCCCUUGGAGGAAGACGACCCUGACCUGGAUAAACCGGACAGAGUCAGAGAACUGUUGGACAUGGCCAGCUCCCGUGGCCUUCCCGGGGCAGCAGCUCAGCUGGAGCUCGCCCUGCACUGCCUGCACCAGGCUCGCGGCAGCGUUCCGGAGGCUCUGGAGAUGUUGCUCUCGGGGGGGCCUUCAACAGCUCAAGGCCAUCCCUUGGCUGAUUAUCAUUACGCAGGCUCUGAUAGAUGGACACCUGAGGAGAAGGAGGCCUUCCAAAAGGCUUUCCACACCUACGGCAAGGAUUUCCAUCUCAUCCAGAAGCAGGUAAAGCCACAGGACAUUCCUCACCUUGGCAGAUCAUCAGAAGGACAAGUUGACUAUUGUGGUACCAAAUACUGCACCUAUGUCCCUCUUUUCUCAAGUACCAAAACUGUUAAAGCAGUCACAGAACAGGACAUGGAAGGCCUGCGUGAAAAUGGUGAUCCGGCCUCUGCAGCCCUUCUCUCCAGGCUGUUUUGGAAGACAAAGCUCUGUUCUGUUAAACUUGUCUCCCAGGUGUGCUGCUGCUUCCACAACACCUUGUGCUGGGAUAACUGCAGUGAACGGGGCAAAGAAGAACUCUGCUAGAGGGACUUGGUGUUGAUCUGUGCAUUAUAUGUGUUACCACGUAGCAUAAAACUCAGUUUAUUACAUUGCAUAAUGCCUCUCUGACUCCUGCAUAUUGAUUUCAUUUUACACCCUCCUCAAUUUUCUCCGUGACUUUAAUUCCUACUUUACUCUGUAAUCUCGUUGUUCUCCAAUGCACCCUACAGGACGGCUGUUUCAGAUUCCUUCUUUUUCUCUUC